Molecule: messenger RNA, 1305 nt
Organism: Peronospora belbahrii
Lineage: Eukaryota; Oomycota; Peronosporomycetes; Peronosporales; Peronosporaceae
Source: the annotation of a GenBank genome assembly
AUGGCUACAAACUUAUUUGACGUUAUUUGGCACCAAGAUGCACUUGGUGUACGCUUUACACCUAAUGAAAAUGACUUGCCCGUUGUAUGUCAAGUACCAUCCAACGCCUGCUCUGCUGUGCUUGCGUCCCGUUUGGCCGUUGGCGACGUGCUUGUGGCCUACGAUCUACAAUGUACUCAUGAGUUCGAACGUAUUCAACCAGUUGUAGCUUUUGACCAAUUAGUGACCAUUUUGCGUUGUGCUAAGCUGCCAAUUCGUCUACGUUUUGAAUCUCGGGAAAAGGAGAUUCCUCCACGAGUCGACGAGUCCGACAUGAUAUGCAGUUACGUCUUCACAUGGGAGGCUCAUACGUCUCUAGGUGUGUCAUUGGCCAUGGAUCCGUGCUCUUUGCAUGCUGCAAUUACAACGAUUGACUCAAACAAGAUUGCACAAGCGUUUCAGGACCUUAAGCCAAUGCUCGGUGACGUUUUGAUCGCUAUUUCCCGAGCGGUCGAUGAUAAAGAAGUCACACGUCUUGAUGAAAUGUGCUUUGAGGAGAUUAUCCAGACGCUGCGUCAGUUUCCUCGACCUUGUCGUCUUACUUUUGUAAGACUUGUGGAGGAUACACCGUCAGACUUGUCCGGAUCAGAAGAGAAUCAUGUGAUAUACCCAUUAAAGCCACUGGAUUGUCCAAACACAGAUUCCUCUUCCAACAACCAAGGUAGUGAAGCAAUAGACAUCUUUAACCCCCCAUUCUUGAAGAGACCACAGCAGUUGGUUCCCAGGUCUCGUUUAAGAUCCGGUCUGCGUCCUCUACGGAAGCACAUCCCUAUUUCGAUGCGAAAGAGCUUUCGCAUUGACAAACCGGUACCGAGUUUGCCUCCACCAGGCCACAGCAGACCCAACACUGGUUCUACCACUUCGAACGAUGGCAGGCCUUACUUUGGAUCGAACGGAGUCGACAAGAGUUUGUAUACGGUCGUUUACAGUGGCGGUGCAGUGGGUUUGCAGCUCCGAGACUGCACCCAGGACGACAAGAAUCUCACAAAAAGCAAUGACAAGAGUCAUCGCGUGAACGGUUAUACUGUGGCAAUUCGAAACGUGACGGACCCAAAGUCUGCGCCCGGUUUGGAGACCGCGAUGGCAGAUGAUUUGCUCAUAGCUAUCGGCGAGAAGGAUCUCCAGCAUAUAUCGUUUGAAGAUGUGCGCAAGGCUCUCGGUGCUAUUCAGAGUCCUACGGAAUUGUUGUUUAAGAAGCGUCGACGCGUUGUGGGCAAUUCCGUGGGCUCUUCCUUAGUCGACUCGUUGCUGCUUUUCCUCGUGUAA